GAAGACACAACAACUGAAGAGAAUGUCACAACAAACUGAUGCAAAUCCAGAAGAAGUGAAACAUCUGAUGAAGUUGACUUUCUACACGCAGCGCAAAGAGGUGAACAAGGGAAAGAAUAUACACUACCUUCUGGAAGAGUGGCCGCUUUGGUUCAAUGAACCUGGCAUGGGAGUCCACUAUAAGGAACUUACCGGAACUGGCCUCAAAGAAACUUUCAUACGGAACAUUGAUCUGAAGGGGAAACGGCUCCUAAACUACAUGAACACUGUUGGCGUGAACAAGAACAAAAAGUGCCUACAGGCUGUAACAAAGAUACAAGUGAUGAGAGGAGAGCUGAGCGGUUGCUCUGAAGACGUCAAAGACUUGGUGCUGCUACUGCUGUCCUACUUUGACGAAAAGGAAGAUGUGAUGUUCUGCUAUGUAGAGGACACAUGCCUGGUGGGGGAAUUACAGAUGGACCAAGUUCGCUUGACUCCCACCAUUGUGGUUUGUGGCAGAUCCUGCUAUUCUUCAAAACGUUUCAUGCUGAGUGUGGAUCGAACCAUUGUCCACAACAACAUCCCGUCCUUCGUUUCUGCCCUGUGCCUGAUGUUUGGGAGCUAUUACUGCUUUAACAUCCAUUACCCAUCAGAACUGGCAUCAACCCUGGAGUUUCUGCAGAGAUGUUUCUUCUCAAUCAAUCCAGAGAAGGGCACAAAAGUGGAGAAGACGCGAACAGCCCGUCUUCACGUGAACCCGAGAGUCCUUACCCUAAUUCAGGAACUUUCUGAUCACGAGUGGCGUGAUGUCUGAGUAUGGACUAAACUAAGUCAGACUUCUGAUAUUUGAUGUGGAUCAGUUAUAGUUUAAAG
Molecule: messenger RNA, 852 nt
Organism: Hypomesus transpacificus
Lineage: Eukaryota; Metazoa; Chordata; Actinopteri; Osmeriformes; Osmeridae
Exons: 3
Coding region: 23-793 (256 amino acids)
Source: RefSeq, a predicted model, not a curated record